AUAUAUUUUCCCCCCUCAUAAAAGCGACCAAAAGAUGAACGGUUGAUAUGUGAGAAAUAGGUAUUAUCUUAUACUUCUACAGCCACUGCAAUAAAUGUUAACUAAGUGUUAACUGCAAUGCAAUAAAUGUUAACUGGUGUCAUGUCUGGAGCCUAAAUAUUCGUACUGUCAUUCGUAGCGUCUUGGCGUUCUACCUCACCCGACUGCCGUCUCGAGAUAUUCCCCGGCAGUCUUUUGCGGCACAGGUCUCAAGGACAGAAGGAGCAACGCAUGAGCCUUCGCCGUGAACAACAAGCGGGCGAGAAUAUUCUCCUUGCCGGCAACUCACGGACAAAGUUCCGUCAGUCGAGAUAUCGCCGACUUGAAUUUCUGCCUCUCGCGCAUGACCUUUCUCCCUCAGUCACAGCAUGCGAAUCUCGCAGUGCUGCACCGCACGCAAAAUCAGUCCGACGAGUGGCUCGAUGAUCUCCUCCGCUGCAAACUCAACUGCAGUUCGGAUGUGCUCGACGAGCCUUCCCGUCUGUCUGUCCGUCCGUCCGUCGCUAACUCACUCACUAACGUGUCCUCUUCCCCGCCGAGAACCCCUAAACCCAGUGAGUGAACCGCAUGUUGUUGAGGUGGGGUGGGGGUGCGGGGGUACCGUGAGAUGCGAGGGACGGAAGCAGACGUUGCCGCAGUAGUUGCAUUUGCCGGGGUACGUUGGAUAUCAGAAUCGGAAGAACCGAAGCCGGUUCCUCGAAGGCAGACAGACCGGGAGGGCUGGGGGGCUGGGGGGGUUUGAGCAUACGAUCAUGGCAGCAGCAGUAGCGUGCAGUCAAAGCAGAAGCAGAAGCAAAGGCAGAGGAAGAUGGAGCAGGCUCUGCGGCGGUGGGACCCGACGAUAGGGCCAACCAGCGGCAGCGGAUCCUCGGACGAAAAGGGAGGGGGAGGGGAGGGGUCAGGCGAAAGGGGCACCGAAGCAGCACAACGAACAACCGGCACCACGACCGAUCGCUGUGCUCCGAUUCCUCCUUCUACGGGCGACCACCACCACCACCGGAGACUUCAUAAGCUCGCCGGGCACGCACUCCAAUUCGUCUCCCUCGCCUGCGUGUCGAAUGUUCGUCGCAAGCCAGCCAGCGAGCGAGCGAGAGAGCGAGGCAAGGCAAAGCAAGGCUCAGCAAGGACGCAAGCUCACACAAUAUCCUGCUGCUGCUGCUGCUGCUAGCUGCCUGACUAGCUAAGCUCCCUCCGCUGCUGGACGACCGAACGAACGAAGGAAGCACGGGCGGCCCGGGUUUCCAGAAAAGAUACAAACUUCCCUCUCUAUAGAAGUGGGACAUUCAGAAGAGAAUCGAGUUUCCUGUCUUGUGUGCAAUUCGGUGCAAUAACCGAAAAUCAUGCUCAGUAGUACUAUUUCAUGUCGUUGAUGUUCCGCCCCCCGCCCCCCUUCUCCACCGCCUGAGACAUUCCCAAGUUGCAGUUUGUUUCCCAACUCUCCCCUUGUUUCCCGCCCCAGGACGCUUGCAGAUUGAUCACACCGUACUGCUCCUACCGUAUGCGGAAAUCCUACCCCAUCGCUUUGCCGACCUCCUGCCUGCCUUUGCGCUCCCAUUCUUGCGAGUCCAAGUCACUGGAGUGGUCUUCUCUGCAGAUAAAGAAUCUGACAUGUUGAAUUGGCUGCGCUUCACUGGACACUAGUGUCACUCACUGCCCCGCAGAAUUCGAGAGAGCCUGCUGCUUCCACACACCUGGUAUUCCAGGGCGCCAUUCGAAGGCAACCCUGCGUCGACCUCGCGUAAAUUUUUCGCUCUCUGUGGUCGGUCAAGAGUGCAUCAAUUGAGCCAAGGAAUGCAGCCUGCCGGACGUAAAUCAAUGAAUUUACGACGUUGCUGAAUUUGGAACGACCCGGGCUCGGUUUGAGAUUGUGCAGCGGUCUUCCUGGCUUCCUGCGCUUCACUGGACUCUGGUUUCACUCACUGCCCCACUGAAUUCGAGAGAGCCUGCUUCCACACACCUGGCAUCCGAAGGCAACCCUGCGUCGACCUCGCGUAGAUUUUUCGCUCUCUGUGGUCAAGAGUGCAUCAAUUGAGCCAAUGAAUGCAUCCUGUCGGACGUAAAUCAAUGAAUUUACGACGGUGCUGACUUUGGAACGACCGGGACUCGGUUUGAGAUUGCGCAGCGGUCUUCCUGAUUUUGGAAUCUGGGCCCCAGCGUCAGUCCAAGCCAGCCCCCCGGUGAGCUAUGCGCAACGAGUAUCGGUCGACAUCUUGAAACGAAAAUUAUAUUUGGAAUUGAAAUUAUCAGCAAAUUCGGCAACAGUGGUCCUGAAUUCGUCGCUUCAAUCGCGCACAUUUCGCUUCAAUGGAUGUACAAGAACCUAUGGCAACGUCUGCCGCAGUCGCAGGAGCAGGGUGCACGGAGAGCGGGCCGGGGAAUUCCGGCAGCAUUCCAUCGACCCGUGACUCCGAAACUCCGAAAUCCCGUCAAGCCAUAGCAGGAGCGCCUUCUUCGAACGAUUGCACAGAAGUGCAAAUCGAGGCAGCGACGACAGCCGAAAUGAAGCUGUCGCUCUAUGGUCCCACAGGCCUCCUGUUACCCCGUAGAUCGAUCUUGAGCUAUGGCACCGGGCACAUGCUCAAUGAUCUCACCGCCGCUUGCUGGUUCACCUAUCUUCUCAUCUUUCUCACCGACGUCGGCUUGUCUCCCCAGCAAGCAGCUACGGUGAUGUUAUCGGGUCAGGUUGCGGAUGGAAUUGCAACAAUUUUUGUUGGACAGCUGAUUGACAAAUUCGGUCACUUCAAAAUAUGGCACGCUGGUGGAUCUAUUUUAGUGGCUCUGUCCUUCUCCUCCGUCUUUGGAGGUUGUUACGCCUGUGAGCUGCUGGGAACAACGUCUUUUUCUGCAAUAACCAUCGGUUAUAGUACAUUUGCUGCAAUCUUCAAUCUCGGUUGGGCAGCAACUCAAGUCUCCCACAUGUCUCUUGUCAACUGCAUAACGGCUAACGCGACGAGCAGAGUAUCGCUCAACAGCUGUAGGAAUGCCUUCUCUAUGGUUGCCAAUCUCUGUUUAUAUGCGAUCGCCUAUGUGGUGUUUUGGAUGUUUCCUGGAACAUCAGCGGAAGGAGUUCAUAAACAGUUCCGAUGGAUCGCAUGGAUUUCAAUCUUCACCGGGAGUUGUUUUGUGAUUGUCUUCCUCUUCGGGGUCAAAGAGCCGAGAUUAUAUCACCAUCAUUCGCCAGCAAAGAGCACAUUUGCAAAGACAACAGUCUCAACAUGGUUCAAGAAAAUAUUGUAUUAUCAAGUCGCUGUUGUCUACACGCUCACCCGUCUUACCACCAACGUUUCACAGGCUCUUCUUUCCUUCUAUCUCAUUGAUGAUCUUAUGAUGGGAGAAUCUUCAAAGGCUGUGAUUCCAGCUCUGAUAUACAUCUGCAGUUUCUUGACAUCCAUAGUGCUACAGGAGCUGCAUUGGACUGGUCAUCGGUUGAAAGGAGUUUAUGCUGGAGGGGCAUGUCUAUGGAUCUUUUCAGGAGCUGCUUUAUACCUCCUUCCUAUCGAUUUCAAAUCUUCAAUCUACGGUUUGGCAGGCAUUAUCGGGCUAGGAAAUGCCUUGAUGCUGGUGACGGCGACCAGCAUGCAAGGCGUUCUUGUCGGACAUGAUCUCUCUGGAGUCGCGUUUGUGUAUGGAUCUUUAAGCUUCUUGGACAAGUUGACAUGUGGGAUCGCCUUGUACCUGAUUGAGGGACUUAACGAUGAAACACGUUCAUGUCGCCGAAAUGGUUCAGACUUGACUAUUAGCUGUAGUGGAUCUACCAUCAGAACUGCACUGGGACUUGUUCCCAGUGCAUGUGCCCUCGUUGCUGCACUGGUUACUGUGUCGAUGAAUCUUACAGACACCGAUGCAGACACUUCCGUUUUAAGCAAGCCUUUAUUAGAUGAAUCUGCUACUGGACAAGAUCAGGGUGAAACAAGUGCUCUCAGGUUGAACGGGCAUUCUUCCGAAGCUGAGGGCAGAAGUAAGGCAAGAUCUAUUCUGCCCUUUCGUGGUAGGAGGGGCAGAAACUACGAACUGGUUUCUGGGUCAGACGAAACGGACGAGGGUGACAUAGAGAAGAACAAAAGGGAAGAAGAUCAGGGCUUUUCUAUUUGGAAACUGCUGGAAAUGUCAAUGGUGGGUAGGUGGGGAUCCAUCCGAAGGCCUAUGACAUGGUUAGAAUGAAACAUCAGAAACUGCGCCAUACAUUUCAUCGGUGGUACUGUAACGGUACCAAGCACAUUCUUUAACGUUGACAUCUCGUCAACACCGUAGGAUGCGCAGCGAAACUGUCAUAUGCUCCGGCCAUGGUGUCGAAUCGAUCAUCCUCUUGAUGAAGACAGAUGGUUGCUUUAGUAGAGUCUCUUAUCUAUCUCAGAUACAGCCGUAGGAGUCAGGAGACAAGCGAAGACAACAACAACACACGAGAAAGAACAAUGUACAUUUGCAGCAGCAGCUGAUGAAGACAGCGUGAACAGAGUGAAGGACAAUACCUGGUGACCAGGCAAAACCUCUGGCAACCAACAGCCCAAAAUAUUUAAGGAGCGGACCACGUUAUUCUACAACAAUCAACACUUCGGAGGGUAGGAAGCACAGGACUAACGUACUGAAAGAUUUACGUUAGCGUUUCACAAAACGUGUUGAUUUUCUACCCUGGACGCGUAUUACUGUACAUGUGUAUGAUAUCAAUUCUCACAAGGAAACUAUUCUUUUCUACUCG
Molecule: messenger RNA, 4735 nt
Organism: Marchantia polymorpha subsp. ruderalis
Lineage: Eukaryota; Viridiplantae; Streptophyta; Marchantiopsida; Marchantiales; Marchantiaceae
Source: the annotation of a GenBank genome assembly